Molecule: messenger RNA, 1223 nt
Organism: Hibiscus syriacus
Lineage: Eukaryota; Viridiplantae; Streptophyta; Magnoliopsida; Malvales; Malvaceae
Product: protein trichome birefringence-like 41
Exons: 5
Coding region: 94-1146 (350 amino acids)
Cellular component (GO): Golgi apparatus
Molecular function (GO): O-acetyltransferase activity
Source: RefSeq, a predicted model, not a curated record
CUCUGAGAGUGUAACAGAGAGAGCGAGAGAGGGAGUUUCUUCCCUUUUUUCUUUCUCUCUUUCUUUCCAAGUUUUGUAGAAUUAGUAGGCCAAAUGGGGCAUUGGGUUCAUUCCAAUUCCAUCGUUUCUUUAUACUUUUGUGUGAUGGUUUUGGCAGUUGUUUGCUGCUCCGCCAAUGGGUGCGAUUUGUUUGCAGGCAAGUGGGUUUUGGAUCCAUCUUAUCCUCUUUACUCAGCCUCUGCUUGCCCUUUCAUUCAAAAGGAGUUCAGUUGCCAGAAGAAUGGACGCCAAGAUCUGGUCUACACUCACUACCGAUGGCAACCUCUCGAUUGCUCCUUGACAAGAUUUGAUGGAUUGAAGUUCCUAGAAAAGUUUAGAGGGAAGAGCAUAAUGUUUAUUGGAGACUCUCUAAGCCUAAAUCAAUGGCAAUCAUUGACAUGCAUGCUGCACUCGGCUGUUCCUACUGCCCGAUACAACCUUACCAGAGUCAAUUAUGUCAGCACCUUCGCAUUUCUGGAUUUUGAAGUAAAAGUAAUGCUGGAUCGAAAUGUAUAUCUGGUAGAUGUUGUGAUGGAAAGGAUUGGAAGGGUUUUAAAGCUUGACUCCAUCCAAUCUGGGAAGCUAUGGAUUGGGAUUGACAUGCUCAUCUUCAAUACUUGGCAUUGGUGGAAUCGUCAUGGUCCUACUCAACCAUGGGAUUUUAUCGAAUAUGGGGGUGUGAUUAAAAAGGAUAUGGAUCGAAUGCAAGCUUUCGAAAUAGCUCUCAACACAUGGGCGGGAUGGGUGGAUGCCAACGUUGAUCCUUCAAGAGAUCAAGUAUUUUUCCAGGGAAUUUCUCCUUCCCAUUACAAUGGGACUUUGUGGGGUGAAGCAAAAGCAAAGAGCUGUGUAGGGCAAAAGCAGCCAUUGCUCGGCACAACAUAUCCCGGAGGUUUGCCACCGGCGGUGGAUGUGGUAAAGAGAGUAAUAAACAAAAUGAAGAAGCCGGCGAAGUUGCUUGAUGUGACACUGCUGUCUUUGCUACGCAAAGAUGGACAUCCUUCCAUUUAUGGGCUUAGUGGAUCCACUGGCUUGGAUUGCAGCCAUUGGUGUCUAGCGGGAGUUCCAGAUACAUGGAACGAGCUUCUUUACAAUCUUAUUCUUUGAAAAGCUUUCAUUUGUCAAAUUUAAUAAUAAAAGCAAUAAUCUAAGAUGAAGAAAAUAGAGAUUAAAGAUUAAUGCAA